AUGGAGGAGCUGCAAGCCAAACACCGCAAGGAACAGAAAGACCUCCAAGCGAAGAUCACCCAGAAGAAGAAGUCUGCCACCAAGAAAACCCGCAAGGGCAUCAACGAUGAAUGCGACCGACUGCAGCGGGAGCUCACGGAGCGACAACAGGCACAGCUGGCGGAGCUGAGCGGCGAGCCCGUCGACGGUCUCGAGGACCUCAGCCUCCACGACAGCAAGUCCGAUGACGGUGAUAAUGACGUGACGAGCAAAGACGAAGUCAACAUUCCCACAGAUGAUCCCUCGGUCUCCACGACGACGACGACGACGACGACGACGCCCCCAACCAGCAACAGCAACAGCACGACCACCACCGACACCCCGCAGCCCUCCGGCGCGCGCCCCAAGAAGCCGAACCGCCAAAAGGCCCGUCUCGCGCGUCGUGCAGCCGAGCAAGCGGCCCAGUCGGCCAUAGCAGCGGAGGAGGCCGCGAACCAGACCGACCAUCGGGGCAACGAGAAGGAGGUUAUGGACGCCGUGUUCAAGCGCUUGCAGCUGAAGGAGAUCGAGAUUAACCCGGACGGGCAUUGUCUGUAUUCCGCGAUUGCGAGUCAACUGGAUGAGAUGGGUGUGGGUCUCAAACCGGAUCCCAAGAGGAUGAUUCUCCAGGCUCCCACCCAGUCGCGGGUGGAUACGGUCACUUUCCCAAAGCACGACGGGUACCGAGCAGUCCGGGCGGUGGCCGCGGACUUCAUUGCUGAACAUAAAGAUGACUUUGAGGCAUUCAUGGAGGAGCCGCUGGAUCAAUACACCAGGAAGAUCAAGCUGACUGCCGAGUGGGGUGGACAGCUCGAGCUGCAGGCGCUUGCGAGGGCAUACGGCGUCGAGAUCAAUGUAAUACAAGGCGAUGGGAGGAUCGAGAAGAUAGAGCCGGGUGAUGUGGAUGGACUUGAUGACGAAGAGAGGCGUAAGCGGGUCAUCUGGCUGGCAUACUACAGGCAUACAUAUGGGCUUGGGGAGCAUUACAACGCACUAUCGAAGCAGUCCUAG
Molecule: messenger RNA, 1029 nt
Organism: Aspergillus uvarum CBS 121591
Lineage: Eukaryota; Fungi; Ascomycota; Eurotiomycetes; Eurotiales; Aspergillaceae
Product: deubiquitinase OTU2
Exons: 1
Coding region: 1-1029 (342 amino acids)
Biological process (GO): protein deubiquitination
Molecular function (GO): cysteine-type deubiquitinase activity
Source: RefSeq, a predicted model, not a curated record